AUGGUAAGGAACUGUGCAACAUGUGCUAAGAAGAGUCAGCGUCCAGCAGAGCCAAUGAAAUCAUCUAGCCUACCAGAGUACCCUUGGCAGAAAGUUGCCACUGAUCUGAUGCAGUACAAGAAUAAUAUGUAUCUUUUGGUAAWCGACUAUUACUCUAGAUACAUUGAGAUUGCUAAGCUGACAGUUACCACAUCGAAGGCAAUCAUAAACCAUCUGAAAUCCAUCUUCAGCAGGCAUGGAAUUCCAGAACGCUUGAUAUCGGACAAAGGUCCCCAGUAUUCUUCAGGAGAGUUUAUUGAGUUCUCAAGAUUGUAUGGUUUCGACCAUGUCACUAGUAGCCCACUCUAUCCACAAGCAAAUGGAGAAGUGGAGAAAGCAGUUUCUACAGCAAAGAGCCUCAUCGGCAAGUCAGAUGAUCCAUACCUUGCUAUGCUUUCGUAUCUAUCAACCCCCCUAGAACACGGUUACAGCCCUACUGAACUGUUAAUGUGA
Exaiptasia diaphana is the source of this 492-nucleotide messenger RNA. RefSeq lists its product as uncharacterized. The transcript has a single exon. The record is from RefSeq and is a predicted model, not a curated record. NCBI's taxonomy places the organism in Eukaryota, Metazoa, Cnidaria, Anthozoa, Actiniaria, Aiptasiidae. The coding region runs from base 1 to 492 and encodes 163 amino acids. Gene Ontology annotation, molecular function: nucleic acid binding. Gene Ontology annotation, biological process: DNA integration.